UGUGUGCAAGAGUAACGCAAAUAUAAAUCUGUUCAGCCUAGAAUCGCAUUGUAAAAUGAUACCCUUUCAUAGAGUUCGCCGCCAUACCUGGCAACCCUGCCAUAGAUAUAUGUGCAUAUCCGCACACCUGGUAUUGCGGCCCUGCUCCGGCUCGGGCACACUGUUCCACCGCUCGCCCCUUUUUUUGGGGUGGUUGCGACUGGCGAGCAGCAGUACUUGCGGGGCGACAGACCAGACCGGUUUGUUGUGUUUUGGUGGCUGGUGGAGUGAAAAAUCAAUCGAGAGCAGCUGCAGCAGGAAAAUGGCAUCCGUGCGAGGCAACUCCCUGUACCGGGGCGUUUACGGGGCUCUGAGGACGCUGCUCCAUCUGACGGCGGCCGUGCAGUUUGGCUACGGCAUCUAUUACGACUACAACUACGUGGAGUUCCCCACCAGCGAGCCGGAGAUGCGGAUCCAUCAUCCCUGGGGGGGCAAAUUCAAAUACCUAACGUUCCUGGAUGCGAUAAUUCAGGCACUGUACUACAUAGUGUCGCUGGUCAACGAUUUCGUGGGCACCAAUGAGCUGACACCCAAGAAGCCGCCGGCGGUGCGCAGGUUCAAGGACUGGCUGAUGGCCACAUUGGCCUUCCCGGUGGCCAUCAACGUGGGCGUGACCUUCUGGACACUGUACGCUAUCGACAGGGAGCUGGUCUUCCCCAAGGUGCUGGACCCCGUGUUCCCCAGCUGGCUCAACCACGUCCUGCACACCAACAUUGUGGUGUUCAUCGUCCUGGAGCUGUUCAUCUCGUACAGGUCGUACCCAAAACGCAGCCAGGGACUUGCAGGACUGGCCAUCUUCAUGGGCGCCUACCUGGUCUGGAUCCACGUGGUGAAGCACUACUCGGGUGUGUGGGUGUACCCAGUGCUCGAGGUGCUGCAACUGCCGCAGCGCAUCCUGUUCUUCGCGGCCGUUGUGGGAUUCACGCUGUCCCUCUAUCUGCUGGGCGAGUUCCUCAACAACACCGUCUGGGCCAAGGAGGUGAAGUUGGCCAGGCGCAAAGCCAACUAGGAAUAGGCUGUGACCCGUUUCUGUUCGAUGUAGUUGCGUUAAUUAGCCACAAAAUACAAAUGAUGAUUGACAGGUCUCGGUUAUAGAUUUUGCUCAUAUUGUUCGAUCUUCUCAGCCAAAGAUAGUAUUUAUAUGUACAAUCGUACUGCAGAGUGGACGCAAGAAGUCGUACAAAAUAUGUGAGAGAGAAAUAAUAAACGAAGCUUGCAGCAUUGACUCGAUAAUAUAUUUUCCAGUAAUAUGAA
This is a messenger RNA of Drosophila teissieri, 1293 nucleotides long. RefSeq names its product androgen-induced gene 1 protein. Gene Ontology annotation, cellular component: membrane; endomembrane system. The record is from RefSeq and is a predicted model, not a curated record. Bases 56 to 1048 code for a protein of 330 amino acids. NCBI's taxonomy places the organism in Eukaryota, Metazoa, Arthropoda, Insecta, Diptera, Drosophilidae. The transcript is spliced from 3 exons.